This is a messenger RNA of Halichondria panicea, 2062 nucleotides long. RefSeq lists its product as uncharacterized. The coding region runs from base 253 to 1935 and encodes 560 amino acids. The transcript has a single exon. The record is from RefSeq and is a predicted model, not a curated record. Lineage: Eukaryota; Metazoa; Porifera; Demospongiae; Suberitida; Halichondriidae. Gene Ontology annotation, molecular function: zinc ion binding; nucleic acid binding.
UACAGUUGAGCCUCGGUUAUCCGAACACCUUUGUCCCCGGGCCCAUUCGGGUAAGUGAAAUAUUCGGAUAAUCAAAAGCUGGCUUUUUGCCAGCCACGUGGGCAAUUUCCUACUGCGCAUGCUCAGAUUGCACUAUGCUCUAGCAUUCGGAUAAUCGAGGAUUCGGAUAACCGGGAUUCGGAUAACCGAGGCUCAACUGUAUUGAAGUUAUCUCACUGGCGACGAGGAUUGUGGAUCAAGUAGCCUACAGCAAUGGCAGCCACACACUAUGGAACUCUCAACAAUUACAGACCAGACCAAGAGUCUAUCAAGACCUACCUGGAUCAGGUAGACCUCUACUUCACGGCGAAUACAGUCCCUGAUGAUAAGCAUGUACCUAUUCUCCUCAGCUCCAUUGGUGCAACGACCUACAGUCUUCUAUGUGACUUGCUUGCACCUGAGGCUCCCAAAUCGAAGACAAAGGGAGAAAUAUUUGCUGCACUACGGAAGCACUACGAACCGACACGAGCGGUGAUCGCAGAACGUUUUCAUUUUCAAAAAAGGGAUCAAGUCCCUGACAAAUCUUUAGCAGAAUACGAUGCAGCUCUACGCAAGCUGGCAACACACUGCAAUUUUGGGGCGAUUCUCACUGAAGCCCUACGUGACCGUUUCGUUGCAGGACUCCGAAGCGAAGCAAUGCAAAGAAGACUAUUAGCCGAAACAGAACUUACUUUGAAGAGAGCAAUGGAAAUCGCACAGGGAAUGGAAGCAGCAGAAAGCAACACCAGAGCACUCAAGGCCAGCAACCCCUCCAUCAAGAGCAUACAAAGCAAAAGGAGACCGCAGCCAAACCAACUUUGUUACCGCUGUGGAAAGUCGAAUCACUCUGCAGCUGAUUGCCGUUUCAAGGAUGCAGAGUGUCACUCAUGUGGAAAGCAGGGACACAUAGCACCAGCCUGCCGCUCCAACCCACCCUCUCAGUUCAAGAAGACAGAGAAGAGACGAUUCAAAACUCACCUAGUGGAACCAGAUGGGAACAGCUCGACUGACUCAGAAGCUGACACUUACCACCUAUACCGAUUGACCGAGCCUUCUACACAGCCGAUCACAGUUACAGUCAAGAUCGAGGAUACUCCACUCAAGAUGGAAAUCGAUACCGGAGCUGCAAUAUCUAUUAUCUCUGAGGCCACCAGAAAGGCCAAGUUCUCUAAAUUCAAGCUGCGUGGCUCGGCUGGUGCUGGUGGUGGUUGCUGGAAGUGGACCAAGUCUUUUUGGACGCAAUUGGCUGAAGUACCUCCAGUUGGACUGGAAAUGUAUUGCAACUGUCAAAUCUCCCCCUGCAGGUACACUAAAGGACUGAGUUUGAAAACAAGAUUGGCUCAGUUUUUACUGUCAUACCGCUCAACUCCACAUGCUACCACUAACGUCUCACCGAGUGAACUGUUCCUUCAAAGAAAAGUACGUACACGAUUCGAUCUCCUCAAACCAAACACAGAGGGAAACGUAUCUGACAAGCAGAUGAAACAGAAACAGCAACAUGACAAACAUGCUAAACCAAGGACGUUCUCUGUUGGUCAACAAGUAAUGCUCAAAGAUUUCCGAACAAACGGUACAUGGCUUCCAGGAAGCAUUGUACAACAGACAGGACCAGUAUCUUACAAAGUGGAAAUUGGUGAUGGCAGGAUACUACGUCGACAUAUCGACCACAUACGUGAUAGAACUCAUUCUCUUUCCACCACCGAGUCGUCACAAGACGAUAUAACAAAUCCAAACGAUUUCGACGAUACGGCAGCUCACAAGGAUUUGCAAGAUUUUGAAGUUUCCCCUGAUCAGUCAACUGAUCCGUCUCCGACCCCACCUGAUGAGUCACCCUCGACUGGUGCAUUAACAGCUCGACAAUAUCCGCAAAGAAAUCGCAACAGGCCUGAUCGAUAUGGUGGGUACACUAACAUUUAACAGGGGAGGAAAUGUGGUAUCCUUACGACAUGGAACUAACAUUAAGAUAAAGACUUGUGAUUCCGUAAAUACUGUACUGUAAACCUGUGAUUCCGUAAAUACUGUGUUGUGUUAGUUCACAUACUGU